Trichosporon asahii var. asahii CBS 2479 is the source of this 1086-nucleotide messenger RNA. RefSeq names its product membrane fraction protein. Gene Ontology annotation, molecular function: iron ion transmembrane transporter activity; manganese ion transmembrane transporter activity. The coding region runs from base 1 to 1086 and encodes 361 amino acids. Gene Ontology annotation, cellular component: fungal-type vacuole membrane. Gene Ontology annotation, biological process: intracellular manganese ion homeostasis. The record is from RefSeq and is a predicted model, not a curated record. Lineage: Eukaryota; Fungi; Basidiomycota; Tremellomycetes; Trichosporonales; Trichosporonaceae. The transcript has 3 exons.
AUGCCCGGCGGUAACGAGCGUACCCCCCUCCUCGACAAGAAGGGCGGCUGCUGUGGUGGCUCCAAGAACGGAAAGUGCUGCGGCGGCUCCUCCGCUCUCGCCCCCGCCGCCGUCCCUCUGAACCGCAACAACAGGACCGGCAACUCGAACGGUGGCGAGCCCGUCUGGGGCAUUGAGCGCGUCAGCUCGCACUCGUCUAUGCGCUCUGCUGGUCGUGAGGAGCGCCGAAACCGUGUCGACGCCCUCCUCAACGACGAGGAGCCCCUCGUUUCGAAGUGUGGUGCUGAUGGUGGCCAGUGCUGCAAGGACCUCAAGGGCGAGGAUGAGCGUCACCUUAUCUCUCCCGAGAUCGUUCGUGACAUUAUUAUCGGUCUGUCCGACGGUCUCACCGUUCCCUUCGCUCUGACGGCUGGUCUGUCUUCGCUCGGAAACUCGUCUCUCGUCGUCACUGGUGGCUUCGCCGAGCUUUGCGCCGGCGCCAUCUCCAUGGGUCUCGGAGGAUUCCUCGCCUCGCAGGCCGAGCUCGACCACUUCCACUACCUCCGCAAGCAGACUCACGCCCGUGUUCUCCGUUCGUGUGACGGCGAGAUGGAGCGUGAGGUUCACGCCAUCCUUGGCCCUCUCGGUGUCAAGGAGACCCUUUCGCGUCUUGUCGCCGAGGACCUCCGUGAGGUCGAGGACGACGCGUGUCUCGCUAUCGAGUCUGCCGAGGCCAAUGGCUCCAAGGCCGAGGACCCCAACGUCGGUCUGACCGCCUUCCUCCUCAAGUUUGGCGAGGGCAUGGAGGAGGUUCCCGUCUCGCGUCUCUGGGUUUCUGCCCUCACCAUCGGUCUCUCCUACUUCUUCGGUGGUCUCAUCCCCCUCAUCCCCUACAUGCUCACUGACAACGCCGAGACCGGUCUCAUCUGGUCCGUCAUCGUCACCGGCAUUGUCCUCUUCUUCUUCGGAGGAGCCAAGACCUACUUCACGGGCGCGACUGGCGGUUACGGCGGCUACCUCUGGGGUGCCAUCAGCAUGGUCAUUGUCGGUGGUAUCGCCGCCGGCGCUGCCUUUGGCCUCGUCAAGCUCAUGGGUAUCGAGGAGUAA